Messenger RNA from Scylla paramamosain (green mud crab), 435 nucleotides. RefSeq names its product arginine/serine-rich coiled-coil protein 2-like. The record is from RefSeq and is a predicted model, not a curated record. Bases 1 to 435 code for a protein of 144 amino acids. The transcript has a single exon. NCBI's taxonomy places the organism in Eukaryota, Metazoa, Arthropoda, Malacostraca, Decapoda, Portunidae.
AUGGAGGGCGAUGAAAACCAGAAACAAGAAGACCAAGAAGAAAGACACGGAGGACCACGAGAAGCAGUACAAGAACACGAAGAAGGACACAGACGACCACGAGAAGCAAGGACAGAAAGACGAAGAGGGGCACGGAGGACCACAAGAAAUCCAAGAGACAAGAAGAGGAAGAAGGACACGAAGGAUGCGAGAAGCAGGAAGAGAAAAGCAAGGACAAGGAACAUCACGAGGCCAACACAAAAACACCAAGGGAGAAGGGCAGCAGGAAAAACCGAAGGAAAGGGUGGAAUAUGGAGUGCUGUAAACAGGAUUAAGGACUGCAUCAAGAAAUGGAACAAGAAGGAUAAUGAAGACUACGAGGAACAGGCCAAGAAGAGCAGCACGGAGAAACGUGAGAGCCAGGCCAAGAAAGAGGAAAAGGUAAGAGUAUUGUGA